This is a messenger RNA of Serendipita indica DSM 11827, 1269 nucleotides long. NCBI's taxonomy places the organism in Eukaryota, Fungi, Basidiomycota, Agaricomycetes, Sebacinales, Serendipitaceae. The record is from the annotation of a GenBank genome assembly.
AUGCGGUCGCUCUCGCUCGCAGUCAUUACUCUGUCGGUUGCGCUGUCUGCUUCGGCACAGUCCCCCGCCUAUGGUCAAUGCGGCGGAUCUGGGUAUAGCGGUCCAAAGACCUGUGUCUCCGGAUAUACGUGCCAAUACUCAAACGAAUGGUACUCUCAAUGUCUUCCUGGUAGCGGUGGAGGAGGAGCAACCACAACGCGAAGCUCCUCUAGUAGUGCCCCGUCUAGCACGCAAGGGUCUGCCAGCUCUGGCGGCUCAACGAGUUGCCUCUCGUUCAAAGGUCACGACAUAUCGUCGCUCGCAUUGAUGGAAAAAGAGCGAACGCCGACGUUUCUCAACGCAUCUGGCCAAAAAUCAGAUGCUGUUACGAUUCUCGCCAGUGGAGGUGCAAACUAUGCACGAUUGAGAAUCUGGACGGCAGGAGACUACUCAGUCAACUAUGCGAUUGCCCUGGCAAAGCGAGCCAAAAACGCCGGAAUGAAGGUUCUCAUCGACUUGCACUACUCGGACACCUGGGCCGAUCCCGCGCAUCAAACUCUGCCAUCGGGGUGGCCUAGUGACCUCUCUUCACUCAACACUAAGAUUUACACAUAUACCAAAGACGUCGUGACGGCGUUCAAGAAUGCGGGCGUCAACAUCGACAUGAUUCAGAUCGGAAAUGAGAUUCGCCAAGGAUUGCUUUGGCCGACGGGAAAGACACCGAAUUGGAACUCGCUCUCUCAGCUUCUCAACUCUGGUCGGAGCGGGGCUCUCGCGGGAAAUACUAGCAGCCCACCGAAGAUUAUGAUCCAUAUCGACAAUGGCUGGGACUGGAGCCUCCAGCAAUGGUGGUGGGACAAUAUACAAGUGCAAGGGGCUUUAACGCUCGACAAGGUCGACUACAUUGGCGUUUCUUUCUACCCCUUCUACGAUACAUCUGCUACGUUAUCGAGACUGAAGACGACACUCACCAAUAUGGCCAACCGUUAUGGUCGCCCGAUCAUUGUCGCAGAGACGGAUUGGCCCGCGUCUUGCUCUGGUGUCACUCUGUCGGAGCCCAGCAUUCCAGCAAGUGCUAGUGGGCAGACACAAUGGAUGCAAAAGGUUGCCCAAGUUGUUUGCGGGCUACCGAACGGGCUUGGAAAGGGUGUCUUCUAUUGGGAACCGACUUGGUUGACAAACUCUGGACUCGGCUCUGCCUGUCAAGACAACACCCUGUUUGCCGCAACAUGGAACGGACAAGUCCCCACGGCAUCUCCGCGGAGCUCUGUCAAUAUGUACAAGUCAUAA